GUGCAGCUCCACACACACACACACACACACACACACACAGAGCUUGCUCUGAGCACCGUCUCUACUACUCAGCAUAUCUGCUUCUCUUUUCCACUAAAAUAACCACAUUAUACAGACAUGGGUGUUGAGGUUGAGACGAUAUCUCCAGGUGACGGAAGAACCUUUCCAAAGAAGGGACAGACAUGUGUAGUGCAUUAUAUAGGAAUGCUGCAGAACGGAAAAAAGUUUGACUCCUCGCGAGACAGAAACAAGCCAUUCAAAUUCAAAAUCGGCCGACAGGAAGUCAUCAAGGGCUGGGAGGAAGGCGUUGCACAGAUGAGCCUAGGCCAGCGGGCGAAAAUCACCUGCACUCCAGAUAUGGCAUACGGAGCUACAGGUCACCCUGGGGUCAUCCCUCCUAAUGCCACGCUCAUCUUCGACGUGGAGCUUCUAAAGCUGGAGUGAAUCCUCCUCGUAAAAGAAGGUGGAAACUCCAACUUGCUGCCCCGCCAUGGAAACGCUUCCCGUAUAUUUAGGGUCUCAAACUACACACUCGGAUUAUCCUCUUCUUCGUUGCAAACUUGUGCUGCAUAUUUCACCUAGCUCAUUUCAAACACGUGAAACACUACAGGCUCGAUCUGCGCCUAAGCGAUGUCCUUUUCCAUUUCCAACGAACAGCACAUCGAAUUAUUAAAUCAGCAUAACGUACAUAUGUGGAUGAAAACCACUGGCUUACUGUAUUUGAAAUGGAAGCAUGGUGCAAUAGAAGUGACCGCUCUGCUCUUCUGUAUAUUAAGGGCAUUAACAACCACUGUCUGCAUUGCCACUUUUGAUAUAACUAUGUCCAGCUAAAUGCAUAUGAAACAAUAAUCAUGUUGCUGUAAGUAAUAAUAUUUUAUAUGUAUCCCUUAUACAAUUUGCUGCAAAUAUCAUAGGAGUUCACAAAACCUUGCCUAUAUCUGGAACAAACACUGUAUCAUGGAGUGCUUUGGCAUCUUUAAAUAUUUUAUCAGUUGAUCUCUUAAUAAAUAUAUUAUUAUUUGGAA
Silurus meridionalis is the source of this 1025-nucleotide messenger RNA. It is a transcript of the gene fkbp1b, whose product is annotated as FKBP prolyl isomerase 1B. The transcript is spliced from 4 exons. Gene Ontology annotation, molecular function: peptidyl-prolyl cis-trans isomerase activity. The record is from RefSeq and is a predicted model, not a curated record. The coding region runs from base 118 to 444 and encodes 108 amino acids. NCBI's taxonomy places the organism in Eukaryota, Metazoa, Chordata, Actinopteri, Siluriformes, Siluridae.